Molecule: messenger RNA, 874 nt
Organism: Parathielavia appendiculata
Lineage: Eukaryota; Fungi; Ascomycota; Sordariomycetes; Sordariales; Chaetomiaceae
Exons: 3
Coding region: 154-639 (161 amino acids)
Source: RefSeq, a predicted model, not a curated record
AGUGAGAAGUCGUCUGUCUAGUCUCUGUUUCGGCCCCAUCCACCGUGUGAUCUGUCGCUGGAAGAUGAAUUUCACAGUUUUUUGUCCUUUUCACUCGAAGCAAGCAGCCACCGCGGUUCAGAAGACAGAUGGCAGUGAUGGAGCAGUCCCGGCAUGGGAAACCCGCCUUUCCCGUUGACUUUCGAGCUGAGUUACCUUGGCCUUCCCGGCUCUCAGCGCUUCCCAACGCCAUGCAAAGAAGUCCGGUUCCAGUUGAUGCAACGCUCGGCACUCAUACUAGUAACGUCGAAGAGCAUAUUCGUUUCUUUCUCCGAUAAAGAUGAUGGAAAUGCUGCGAACCGUGACUCCGAAUUCUUCGGCACAAGCCGAAAGGGAUUGGCUCCGUCAAUGCCCCACUUUAGCCCGAUGCAACCAGAUAUGUGGGGCAGCCCGGUGCUUCCAACCGGAGCCCAGCGGUUCCGGUCAAGCCGGCACAUCGGAUGCAGGUCAUUUCAUGUCGUACAGCCUCCCAUCCAUGGUCAUCUAUCACUUCGAGCGCCGUUGAGAUGCAUCUUGCGGUUCCUACAGAACCAAACUAUCUACCAACCUCGAACUUUUCUAUUGCAAACAGGCAGUACUUUCUCAAAAGUUGAACUGUGAAAUGUCACACCAAGAUGUGCCAUUGCAUCUGAUCGUCAAACACGGCGUUCUUUGAUACACAAGUGUCGCUGUGCACAACCGGUGAUCUGGCUCCAUGCCAGUGGCCACGCCAGACAUGCAAGCAAAGGAGCGCCAUUCUCAUCCCACUUCAAUUUGGCCAUGUGCCAGUGCUCAGCAUCAGUGACCCCUGACAGUGCCACUGGUUCACCGGACACCACAAUCAGGGAUCAGAUCU